Dermacentor andersoni is the source of this 2042-nucleotide messenger RNA. Its product is annotated as protein argonaute-2-like. Gene Ontology annotation, molecular function: nucleic acid binding. The record is from RefSeq and is a predicted model, not a curated record. NCBI's taxonomy places the organism in Eukaryota, Metazoa, Arthropoda, Arachnida, Ixodida, Ixodidae.
CGGUGCCCACUGCAAUAAAUACUGGCAGCAAUCGGCAGCUUCCCGCACACACGGCACAACAGCGAUGGCGACGGGUGGUCCAAGCGGGCAGGCAGAACCACGACGCACAGUUGGCGGAAGGGGAAGGUCGCGGCGGAGACCUGAGCAAGAUGAGGACCAGGCAGAACCGCGACGCACAGUUGGCGGAAGGGGAAGGUCGCGGCGGAGACCUGAGCAAGAUGAGGACCAGGCAGAACCGCGACGCACAGUUGGCGGAAGGGGAAGGUCGCGGCGGAGACCUGAGCAAGAUGAGGACCAAGCAGAACCGCGACGCACAGUUGGCCGAAGGGGAAGGUCGCGGCGGAGACCUGAGCAAGAUGAGGACCAGGCAGAACCGCGACGCACAGUUGGCGGAAGGGGAAGGUCGCGGCGGAGACCUCAGCAAGAUGAGGACCAGGCAGAACCGCGACGCACAGUUGGCGGAAGGGGAAGGUCGCGGCGGAGACCUGAGCAAGAUGAGAACCAGGCAGAACCGCGACGCACAGUUGGCGGAAGGGGAAGGUCGCGGCGGAGACCUGAGCAAGAUGAGGACCAGGCAGAACCGCGACGCACAGUUGGCGGAAGGGGAAGGUCGCGGCGGAGACCUGAGCAAGAUGAGGACCAGGCAGAACCGCGACGCACAGUUGGCGGAAGGGGAAGGUCGCGGCGGAGACCUGAGCAAGGCCAUGGUAUCUGAACUCCUGCAGUCCUACUGCGCCGAAAGGGGCCUACCGAAGAGGGUAAUAGUGUACAGGGAUGGCGUCAGCGACGGCCAGUUUGACAUCGUGCGCCAGCGGGAGCUCGCGGCCGUCCAAGCGGCUACCGCAGGCAUGCAAGCGCCCGGCAUGAGCGAACCUGCCGUGACAUUCAUCGUUGUCCAGAAGCGGCACCACACGCGCUUUAUGCGGGACACUGAAGGCAAAGAACGUUCAGCCAACAUUCCUCCAGGCACGAUCGUGGACAGGGUGGUGGCUCACCCGAUAGACCUCAACUUUUUCCUCUCCAGCCACGGCGGUAAACUGGGAACGAGCAGGCCCACCCACUACCGCAUCGUUCACGACGACGCCAAUUCGAGCUCGAUCGAGCUGCAGCAGCUCACCUACGAUCUGUGCCACCUGGUGGCGCGCUGCAGCCGCAGUGUGAGCACUCCGGCACCAGUCUCCUAUGCCCACUUGGCUGCCUUCCGCGCUAAGCAUCACAUCGCAGGACGCUUUCGCACUUCACACGUGCGCCCACAUCGUGCGCCGUCGCUGCAACAGUAUAUAGAUGCAGUGAAAGUACAUGAGAAUGUAGCGAACACCAUGUAUUUCUUGUGACCACCUUGUGAACCAGUCACUGUCAACGGGUGUUUAUAAAACACUCCUACCCGACGCAGGUUUUUUUGCCGCACUUAGUAAUUUUAGUAACAACACGAAUUUUACAUCAAUAAAGCAAUUAGGCUUAUUUUAUAAUUAGGCUUUUAUUUAAUACAGAUAAUUAGGCUUAUUUUUGAUGUCCCCUACAAUUCUUAUACACAUACUCUGUUCAUUAAAGCAGAUAUAAUGCCUGUCUGGAAAUUGUUUAGCUAUAGACUAAUUGUUGCCUUUAAGUGCGAAUUAAAAGAAAAUCGAAAUUUCUUUCGCAACCUAGUCAAGCUAGAAAUAAAGCCUACAUCCUAUACUAUACGUCAGUCUGACUACUGGAAGGUGGUCACUCCCCGUGCUAACUAUUCUAUGGGUACACUAUCGUAUAUUUUGCCUAAACUUCUUAAUGAUCUGAAUAAAUGUGGAAUUGAUUUAGGUCGCACUACAGUUCGCGAACUGCGCCACGUGAUAUGCGAUGUUUUUGAACAAUUGUAAUAUUGAUUCCUUGUGAUACAUUAAAUCGAAUCAAUUUUGCGUUUCGGUAUGUUUGUAUUCCUGUAUGUUUCAUGUAUGCUCCUGUACUGCCUUGUAGAGGGGACCGUGGGCUCUAGUCAAGCUGUUCAGCAGCUUUUACCCACGGCCCCUCCAUCGUUUUGAUGGAAAUAAAGCUUAUUAUUAUUA